CGUGUGCUUCAUGUGAAAAGCUAACUUACUAGCUAGCUGGAAUACGGAUGUUUUGACUUUUUAUUUAAUCACAAAGUCCUUACUUUGACUUGCCUAUCAGUCAGUCUUUAGUCCUUCGUCGCCAGGUGUUCAUUAAUAAGGAACAAUGAAGGAAACAAUGAGUCAACAGUUUUCCUCAGCGUCGCCUAGCUGCUGCCCCCCAGAGUCCCACAGUGACGCUCCCAUUGCAGAGGCUCCCGCCUGCGACGAGCUAGAAGAAAACAGAGAGAUGGAGAAGGAUGGUGCUUUAACUGCUGAAGUGGUCUCCAGCUGUGUGUCCAACCUUGGUUGCUUCAGCACUGGGCUGCAACAUUUUUAUAACCACCUGUCUCUGCCUAGUCGAGAUCUCAGAGACAUCUCUGUUUUAGCCAAUUAUGUACAUCUUCAAAAGCUGGAACUGCCACGCAACAAAAUUAAAGAUUUAUCCUGUGUGAGCCACAUGCCCUACCUCGUCAUCUUAGAUGCUUCUCACAACGAAAUCUCCAGCUUCUUUGGAUUCCAGCCACCCAAGAACCUAAAAGAGGUCAAUCUCUCCCACAACCGUUUGACAAAAAUGGAGGAUUUGUCAGCCUAUUCAUGUCUUAGUAAUCUGGAUCUGGGCUACAACAGGCUCAGUGAGAUCACUGGUCUUGAGAAAUGUUGCAAGCUCACCCAUCUCAGUGUGGCAUACAACAAGAUCUCGAGGAUCAGUGGACUGGAAUGUCUGCCUCUCACACACAUCUGUCUGAGGGGGAACCAGCUGGAGAGGAUUGAAGGGUUGGAGAAUCUGAACAGUCUGCAGGUCCUUGACUUGUCUCUGAACCGCAUCACCAGUCUUUCCGGCCUAGGCAAUCUCCACCUGCUGGGCUCCAUCAAUCUGGAGAAAAACCUGAUCAGUGAAAUUCAGGAGUGCAAACAUAUUCAUGAUCUUUUCCUGUUGAGGGAGCUCAACCUGCUGGGAAACCCUGUCCAGGAUCAACCCGAUUACAGACUGGCAGUAGUCUUCCUCCUUCAACAUCUGACUGUGCUGGACCAAGAGAAAGUCAAAGUUGAAGAAAAGGUGUCAUCAGUAAACAAGUAUGACCCGCCUUUGGAUGUGGUUGCAGCCAGGGAUCACAUGACUCUUCUGGUGUAUCAGCUGAUGCAGCCACAGUCGCUCUAUGACAGUACUAUGCCCAGUGCAGACUCUCCAUAUCCUAUGCUGGUUCUGACCGGUCCUCAAGGCUGUGGGAAGAGAGAGCUGGCUCACAGACUGUGUCAGGAGUUGAGCGAAUACUUUUCCCACGGAACCAGUCACACCACUAGGGGGCCCUACUUCCAAGAGGAGGAUGGAAUGGAUUACCAUUUUGUCAGUGAGGAAGAUUUUCAGAACAUGAUUCACAUGGGUAAGUUUAUCCAGACCACGCAAUACGGGGGUCACAGCUACGGUCUGAGAAGAGAUGCCAUAGAGGAUGUAGCCAGAGAAGGACUCGCCUGCUGUGUGCACAUGGAGCUAGAGGGUGUGUUCUGUCUGAAGAACAGCUGCUUUGAGCCUCGAUACAUCCUGCUCAUCCCCACCGAGGUGGAGAAGUACACGGCCCACCUGAAAAGCCGUGGUCUCUAUACCCAAGCACAGAUUGACAUGGCGGUGUCACGUAUAGAGCUCUACGCCAAUACCAACAGGCAACGACUGGGAUUCUUUGAUAACGUUAUCCCCUGUGAUGAUUGGGAAGAAGCCUACGAGACACUGAGGCAGGUGGUGAAAGAGUACCUGUUGCUAGAGGAGCAGGAAGAAGGAGAAAACAACAACAGAGGAUCCCCUGACAACGCCUCCACUGGCCAAGAGGCAGAGGAGAAGCUACCGCCACCACCCCUGUCGAGGUCAGGAUCAGGCGCGCUCGCGUCACACUCUGCCACAGCUCUUGACCCUUCAGAUCCAUCUUACAGAAACUAUUUUACCCAGAUCCAGGCAGAGCUCAGCCCUCAGAAGAGCCCCUCUGAGCUAGCUUCCAUCGGGAGGCGUGAGCAGCUGGUGAGAGAGGCUAUAGUGGCGAAGAGUCCAGGGGUCUACAGCCAGCUCUUGAAAAGCUCUGCUCAAGCAGCACCAUCAUCUCUGCAGAAUCCUGAUACCCAUUUAAAUGUGUCCAGCAGCAGCUCGGAUGAGUCUCGUGCCAGUUCAGCUUUGACUGUUCCCAGUUCAGCCGGGGGCUUGAAUGAUGUAGUGGAGCCGCUAGAUAUGUCUGUCCUGGGACACAACUUGGAGACAUUCACAGGCCAAACUGCUGAAGCCCCCUGUCCAGGCACAGAUCUGCUUGAUGUGGUCGUGUCUCCCUCCUCUGAUAGACGUCCUGGAUCCAACGUCAAGCCCAUCCUGCCACCAAUCCCCACGGGGCGCAAGACCCCUGCAUCCCCCAGCCCGGCUGCGUCACCCAGACCCAGCCCACAGCCAGCAGUCCCAGGGGGAGGUGAUGUAGACAGGGAGGGAUAGCUUUUCAGGUUUUAGGGUAUAUCUGACAUCGAACAAAGUUGUAAAUAUUCAAAGCAACUGCUUUUUAAAGAAGACAUUUUAUUCAUUUUGUCAAUGAAUCAGUACAUGUGUAAUAGUAGAUGUAUAAAAGGCCUGUUAAAUUAUAAGAACAUCAAAAGUCUGUAUCUGCAAAAAUUCAAGCGCAAAAUGUUUGUUACGAUCUUCCACAAACAACGCCGAGUGCGAUACACGUACGAUACACCCGAGCCAAACACUUGAGGUUAGAUUUCACUGUCAGCACUUGUCUUUUCCUUUGAGCUGUUGCUCGUGCCACAGCACGUCUGGAUCUUUUGCUCUAUACUUGCUAUAUACUUUAUACAUGAUGGUGUUAAUGACCCUAUAUAUAGGUGACUACAGUAUAAUUAUAGGCAACGUUGUGCUUUUCCUCUUUGUAAAAUGACUAUCUUACUGGCCUAAGGACAUUCAGUGUUGACAUAUAUUAUGAUUAAAGCUCAACCGCAGAUUUACGAUAUCAUGAUGUUUAGAAUUGACUAUUUUUGUCUUUGCAUAUUAAUAUGUUUAAAUUCUUGACGUAUCUGCUCAUCUUGGAAAAGUUCAUAUCUACAAACUAUGUGGUACAUGUCAUGUUUUAUAAAAGUAGCAUUAACUUUCCUGACAGCGAAGUGGCAUUAUAUUUCCUACUGUUCAGUAAUCUCAUCAAAUAGGGUUUGCCAUUGACAUCUCGGUACUCAUCUUUUAUAUGCAGCAUGGAGCUCUUUGUCAUUGGCUGAUAAAUACAUCAUUAAUCUUUAUCUCUUCUCAUGGGCUUAUUUAUUCAACUGGAAAUGCGUUCACAAGGAAGUGAGCCAUCGCUUUGUGUGAUUUUGUCAGAUUGUUUGUGCCUUUCAUACUUGUGCACCUGUGUUUGUGAAUUUUGUGUGUUCAUUUUUUAUUCAUAAUAAAUAGAAAUUGUCAUCUGUCACAGAUGUACGCGUUGCUUAUUUAACUGGUGCCUGAGCCAGCGUGCUUGUGGGUGCAUGUGAAUAUGCACAUACAUUGUGCAUGUGUACGCAGAGAUUCUGCACACCUGGCCAUCCAUCACUGUCUGUCUUCCUCUCAGGCAGCAGAUGUUGCAACCCUGCCAUAAUUCUUUGGCAGUUUGAAACCAGACAGUGUCUUUCGGGCCCCUGGGGUCUAACCUACUUACACUGCAGUCUGCAUCCCUUACUAUAGUUUAUCGUGGACUAACAUGGUGGCUUCUUGUGCAUUAACCUGAGCAUGAUAACGUUUUGUGAAAGCCUUUAAGCCCGUUUAAAGCGAUGUAUAACAUGAGGUUAGAGAUGAGAGGAUGAGUGACUGGGAGCUUUGCUUUCUUCUCAUUGUGGAUGUGUAAUCAUAUUCACCCUUUGAUUAUCUACACUUAAUGCCUGCCUUUGUCUCUGCUUGUCAAUCUAUUUUUCAUGCUUCUGCAUCUGUUACUGUCGUGUCUUUGUUCCUACUGUUGCCGUGUUAAAAUGCAUGACCUCAGCAGCAACUGCCGCCUCUUCGCUCACUCAUUUUUAAUACUGGAUAAAAAUAAAACUAUAUAGUAAAUCUAAUGGUUUCAAAUGUGUGAAAUGAAACACGUGCAGUUAAGUUAUCUGGAAUAGCAACAGCUGUAUUUCUCUCUCUCUCUCUCUCUCUCUCACUUGGUUUCCAUGCAUCAUAAACCAUUGCUAAACAUUGACCAUAAAGAAAGUUCAAACAGCAUAUGUAUGCAUGUGCAACGCACCACACUGU
Messenger RNA from Cottoperca gobio, 4243 nucleotides. It is a transcript of the gene lrguk, whose product is annotated as leucine-rich repeats and guanylate kinase domain containing. The coding region runs from base 146 to 2485 and encodes 779 amino acids. The record is from RefSeq and is a predicted model, not a curated record. Gene Ontology annotation, molecular function: protein binding; GMP kinase activity. Gene Ontology annotation, cellular component: cytosol. Lineage: Eukaryota; Metazoa; Chordata; Actinopteri; Perciformes; Bovichtidae. The transcript has 20 exons.